UUUUUUUCUUCCUUCUCUCGCUCUCUCGUCAAAAAACAUUCCUUAUAAAAUCCUCUAGAUCUCUUUUUACCUUUGAUUAACUCUAGGUUAUUCCGCUUUGCCCUAAAUGGAGAGGGAGCUGCUGCAUUUGUUCGACGCCGCCAAAAAAGCUGCCGAUUUGGCCGCCUCCGACGCCGUUUCCUCCAACGCCCCUGAAGUUUCCAGAUGCGUUGACGCCUUGAAUCAGCUUAAGGAUUUCCCCGUCACUUAUGACACUCUUGUUUCUACACAGGUUGGAAAAAAGCUGCGACCUCUCACUAAGCAUCCUAGAGAGAAAAUCAAGACUGUGGCUUCUGACUUGCUUGAGUUGUGGAAGAAAAUUGUUAUUGAGGAGACUACCAAGAGUAAGAAAAAUGGCACCACUAGUGCUGUCAAGGUUGAGAAACUUCCUAAGCCAAGUGCUGUAAAGUCUGAAAAACUCUACAAUACAGAAUCUGUGAAGGUUGAGAGAUCUAAAGGUGAUUCGGUAAAACCCAUCAAAGUUGAAAAAAAGGAAUCAAAUGGAGACACUGUAAUGGUUGACAAGAGAGACCGAGGAGAUGCUGGGAAGAUUGAAACAAUUUAUAAGGAUGAGAGGCAAGCAUCAAAUGUCAAGAAACAAUAUCAGCCGCCCGCUGGUCCUCCGAAGUUGACAUCAUUGGUCAAAUGUAAUGAUCCUUUGCGUGACAAAUUUCGUGAGAUUCUUGUAGAGGCCUUGUCUAAAGUUCCCAGCGAGGCUGAUGAAGACAUGCUGGAUCAAGUGAAUGCUUGUGACCCUAUCCGGGUUGCUGUAUCUGUUGAAUCUGUGAUGUUUGAGAAGAUGGGUAAAUCAAAUGGCGCCCAGAAAUUUAAGUACAGAUCUAUAAUGUUCAACAUCAAGGAUCCAAAGAAUCCAGAUUUAAGGAGGAAGGUUCUUCUGGGCGAAGUGAAACCUGAAAGGCUCAUAACUAUGACCCCAGAGGAAAUGGCCAGUGAUGAGAGGCAACGUGAAAAUAAAGAAAUUAAAGACAAGGCUCUGUUUGAUUGUGAACGUGGUGGUGCGCCAAAGGCCACGACAGAUCAAUUUAAGUGUGGGCGUUGUGGUCAACGCAAGACCACUUACUAUCAAAUGCAAACAAGGAGUGCAGAUGAACCUAUGACAACCUAUGUAACAUGCGUAAACUGCAACAACCAUUGGAAAUUCUGUUAGUUGGACCCUGAGAUCUGUCAGUCAAUGCGGUGAAGGUGUAAGGUUGAUCAUCUUGGAAGCUACAUUCUGUUCAUCUUUGUUUGUGGAUUGAAUUUUAAAUAAUAGUGUAAUGUCAUAUUUAUAUGCUAUAUAGGGACUUCCUUAGGGAUAACUAGGUGUUUGGGGGAUGAUUGAGCCAAAAUCAUAACUCAGUUGUUACACAUCUUAGGUGAUUGCCAUAUCCUCCCAUUGUUCCGGAAAACAGGAGACUUGUCUUCUUUGAAUGUUUCUGGUUGUAGAAGGCAUUCAUGUGAACUACGUAAUGCUUGUCUUGUUCAUCAUGACCCUUUUAGAUGCAUUCAUGGUCAUUCUAAAGGGUAAGGAGGAUGCUAGUGGUAGAAUUAGGCCGUCUUAAUUUCUUAAUGUACCAACGAACACUGCUAUAAAGGCAUGCUUUGAUUUUUCCA
This is a messenger RNA of Gossypium raimondii (Peruvian cotton), 1653 nucleotides long. Its product is annotated as transcription elongation factor TFIIS. The coding region runs from base 107 to 1207 and encodes 366 amino acids. Gene Ontology annotation, cellular component: nucleus. Gene Ontology annotation, biological process: transcription elongation by RNA polymerase II; DNA-templated transcription. The transcript has 2 exons. NCBI's taxonomy places the organism in Eukaryota, Viridiplantae, Streptophyta, Magnoliopsida, Malvales, Malvaceae. Gene Ontology annotation, molecular function: zinc ion binding; nucleic acid binding. The record is from RefSeq and is a predicted model, not a curated record.